Elaeis guineensis (African oil palm) is the source of this 2732-nucleotide messenger RNA. RefSeq names its product E3 ubiquitin-protein ligase ORTHRUS 2. Lineage: Eukaryota; Viridiplantae; Streptophyta; Magnoliopsida; Arecales; Arecaceae. The record is from RefSeq and is a predicted model, not a curated record. Gene Ontology annotation, biological process: negative regulation of gene expression via chromosomal CpG island methylation; protein ubiquitination. Gene Ontology annotation, molecular function: ubiquitin protein ligase activity; metal ion binding.
AGCGAAGCGAAGCGAACCUUCGACUUUCGCCGUGGAGGUGGGGAAAUUCAAAACCCCCUCCUAUUUUUUCGAAACCCCGCCCACUUUCUUUCUCCCUUCUUCCAAAACCCCACCCCCCCUCUCCUCGCCCAUUUCCCCACCAAAACCCCAAGCCCGAGAUCUCAUUGUCUCUCCCUCUCUUUCUCGCUCGCUCGAUCACUCUCCAUUUCCUUGUUCGAUGGCCCCGGCCUGCGAUCUCCCCUGCGACGGCGACGGCGUCUGCAUGGUCUGCAAGGCGACGCCGCUGGAGGCGGAGUUGAUGCUCUGCCAGACCUGCGCUACCCCAUGGCACGCCCCCUGCCUCGCCCGACGGCCGGAGACCCUCGCCUCCGUCGCCGAUUGGGAGUGCCCCGAUUGCUCCCCGUCGGCCGCUACCUCGAUCCCCGUCCCCGCCGGCGGCUUGUCCGGUGCCUCCGGCGAUCUGAUCGCCUCCAUCCGGGCCAUCGAGGCCGAUACAUCGCUGACCGAGGAGGAGAAGGCGAGGCGGCGGCAGGCGCUGGUGAGCGGCGGCGCGGAGCAGGCUGUCGAUGAGGAGGAGAAGGAAAAGAAGAAGAAAGCCGAAGGAGAGGACGACGACGUGCUCGAUCUCUUCGACGAGAAGUUCAAAUGUGCCUUCUGCAUGCAGUUGCCGGAGAGACCGGUCACUACACCCUGUGGUCACAACUUCUGCCUAAAAUGUUUCCAGAAAUGGGUUGGGCAAGGUAAACGCAAAUGUGCAAAGUGUCGGGAUCAUAUCCCAGCCAGUAUGGCAUCCCAGCCAAGAAUUAAUUCAGCACUUGUUGUUGCUAUCCGCAUGGCAAAGACUACAAAAUUAGCAUCAACGGGUAAUUCAGCACGUGUAUAUCAUUUUGUGCACAAUGAGAACAGACCAGAGAAAGCAUUCACUACUGAGCGGGCCAAAAAGGCUGGAAAGGCUAAUGCUUGCAGUGGUCAAAUCUUUGUUACAGUCCCUCCUGAUCAUUUUGGUCCAAUCCUUGCUGAGCAUGACCCUAAAAGGAACAAGGGCGUGUUGGUAGGUGAGGUAUGGGAGGACCGUAUGGAAUGCAGACAAUGGGGUGCCCACUUUCCUCAUGUUGCAGGAAUUGCAGGUCAGUCUGAACAAGGCGCUCAAUCUGUUGCACUGUCAGGAGGGUAUGAAGAUGAUGAAGAUCAUGGAGAUUGGUUUCUCUACACUGGAAGUGGAGGGAGGGACUUGAGCGGAAACAAGCGGACAAAUAAGAACCAGUCUUUUGACCAGAAAUUUGAGAAGCUAAACAAAGCAUUACGAGUUAGUUGCCUAAAGGGUUAUCCUGUUCGAGUGGUGAGAUCCCAUAAGGAGAAGCGUUCUUCAUAUGCACCUGAAAAGGGCGUGAGAUAUGAUGGAAUAUACAGGAUUGAGAAAUGCUGGCAUAAAGUUGGUGUUCAGGGUUUUAAGGUUUGCAGAUAUCUUUUUGUGCGAUGCGAUAAUGAACCAGCACCAUGGACAAGUGAUGAACAUGGUGAUAGCCCUAGACCUUUGCCUGCAAUUCAAGAACUGAAGCAUGCCACUGAUAUUACAGUGAGGAAGCAAAGCCCUGCAUGGGAUUAUGAUGAGGAACAUGGUUGGAGAUGGACUAAGCCUCCACCACAGAGCAAAAGGUGUGCACCUUCUGGAAAAUCAGAAAAGAAGAGAGGAAGGAGCACAACAAAGCAUGGCCAGAGCACUUCUGUGAGGGAGAGACUAUUAAAAGAAUUCGGCUGCCUAAUUUGUGGGAAAGUGAUGAGUCUUCCCCUCACAACGCCAUGUGCUCAUAACUUUUGCAAGCAGUGUUUGUUAGGAUCAUAUCCUGACCAGUCAUUUGUCCGGGAGAGAACACGUGGAGGAGGUCGAACACUUCGUGCACAGAAAAUUGUCAAGAAGUGCCCUUCUUGUCCAAAUGACAUCUCUGACUUUUUACAGAAUCCACAGGUUAAUAGAGAGCUUAUGGAUCUGAUAGAAUCACUCCAACAGAGAACAGAUGAGAAUGUUGAGUUCAGUGAGGAAGGAAGCGCUGUUGUAGACAAGUCCGAAGAAGAAAAUAAUUCUGGGAAUGAGAAGCUGAGUGGUUAUGGAAGUGACUCCACGGAUGACAAGGUGAGUGAUGAACAAAUUGAUGGUUUAGUGGGCAACAGACCUACUGAGGAAUCUGAUGCACUGGGGGAGAAGCAGCUUGAGUCGGUAGAUAGAGACUCCGAGGUUAAUGCUGGGAAACCUGAGAUGGAGGAAGUAGGAGAGGACUGCCCAAGCCACAUGCACAGAACUGUCAACCAGGGUUCCCGGAAGCGGAGGAAAGCUGGCGCUCAGAAAAGAGCUGGUAAGAAGGCUAAAGGGGGUGAGGUUGGUAACGUAUCUGAGUAAAAUGGGGAAGAAUUUAAUGAAGAACAUAAUUGACCGUUUGAACUCCGUAAACAAUGAAGUUAGGUCUCCAAGAUUGGGCAAGAGCUUCUAGUUGUCCAGCUUCCCACAAGCAGAAGAGUAAUUGUCUUUUAAGUGUUUUGUUUUUGUACGGUCUUUCAUUUAUUUGUGCCUCUGUGAAAUAGGGAGUUGAAAAUCUUCGGUCUGUGGUACUUUUUGAUGCGCUUAUUUCCAUUUUGAUGAUGCCUGAUGAAAGUUGCUCUGACAAAUCAUACAUUUUAAGCUUUUGCUGUAUGCUUUCAAUUAAAGAUUACUUGUAUCCAUAUGUUCCAAAAUUACA